Messenger RNA from Hyaloscypha bicolor E, 1360 nucleotides. RefSeq lists its product as uncharacterized. The coding region runs from base 99 to 968 and encodes 289 amino acids. The transcript is spliced from 6 exons. Gene Ontology annotation, cellular component: lipid droplet; prospore membrane; ascospore wall. The record is from RefSeq and is a predicted model, not a curated record. NCBI's taxonomy places the organism in Eukaryota, Fungi, Ascomycota, Leotiomycetes, Helotiales, Hyaloscyphaceae.
UCCACGGAACUUCCAAGAAGCUCCCUCAAAAUUACAAAGAUUGCUUUCUGAUUAAUUCUCCCAAGUUUUCAACGACCGAGAAAACGAUAUUCGCCAACAUGUCGAGCAGAAUUGAUAAAGCCAAGGCUGAUGCGAAGGAGGUUGCUGUGGAGGACUUCAAUAAGGCAAAGACCAUGGCAACGCAAGCUGCUAAGUCUGGGGCUUACCUGUAUCCUAUCAAGGGUAUCUUCUACUUCCUCAGCCACCGCACAUUGUGGAAGCCUCUCCUCUCAAAGUUGGCACCAACGAUGACGUUGUCGGUUGGAGUUAUUGCUUUUAUGUUCAUAUUUGCAUAUCUUCCGCAACUUGCUGUGCUCGUCUUCGUCAACGGUCCUCUUGCAGCCUUCACCACAAUCCUCCUCACGCUUAGUGAAAGCUCCACGCUCAUCACACUGCUUUCGAGAACUUUCUUGAUCCAAGAUGCUUUGGUGGAUACUUUUGAUGGAGUCUUGGUCGCAAGAAAACAGACAGCUAUUUUGUCUGAAGGUCGUCAACUCAAAUCCGGAAACUUCAAUGAUCCUAUUGCAAAGCUGGGAAAACUCAUCAAGUCUCCAUUUGAAAAGUUUACGCCAAAGGCUUUGAUCAGAUACGUUAUGUAUCUUCCACUGAAUUUUAUCCCUGUGGUGGGAACUGUGAUCUUUGUUCUUUUGCAAGGUCGCACGAGAGGAAAUUCAGUUCACACCCGAUACUUCCAACUGAAGAAGUGGACUAGACAACAAAUUGAUGAGUGGCUCAAAGAGAACACAGCCCCGUACACGGCAUUUGGUACAGUCGCCACUUUACUCGAAUUGGUUCCAGUUGCCUCAAUUCUGUUCUCCUUCACCAACACAGUGGGAGCUGCCCUCUGGGCAGCAGAUAUUGAGUCGAACAACACCCAGAUGACAGAGAUGACGACUCCGAAAUCUCAUGAGGCCAAGAAGGCUGAAUAGUGCAGCCUCCCGAGAUUAACCCUCGAUCUGUGCAAUCAUCGGCUGAUCAGGAGGUUGCAUGCAGGUCCCGUCGACUCUCGUGUUACAUUUCCGAGUGUACCCAGCCGCAGAUCGCUGAGUAUCGAUCUUCCCUCGGGGCACUCAAUCUCCGUACAAACCGUUUGUUUCAUGGAACUUUUUCAGCGUGGCGUUGGUAGCGAGGUAGGAAAUCGUCUUGAAGAACAGUAGCUUUGUAUACACUCUCGGGGGUAUCUUUCCGGGUAUUUCAAGGAUAUGCAAUGGUACAGGUUGAAGGCCAAUUUUGAGGACAUGUAUGUUGGCAAUAUCAAAUCGAGCCAUAGGACCCAAAAAACACAAGUAGUGCAUCACCGAGCAAGCUCUCUCUCCAGUUC